Messenger RNA from Rotaria socialis, 1773 nucleotides. The record is from the annotation of a GenBank genome assembly. Lineage: Eukaryota; Metazoa; Rotifera; Eurotatoria; Philodinida; Philodinidae.
AUGGAUAGUAAAAGUGAAGAAAUAAGUUCGAUAUUUGAACGUUUCCGUCAGUAUCUUAUGACAAAUGACAUCGAUCGAUUAUUAAAUGAAUUUAAUCAUUAUCGUACAACGUGGUCAACAAAUAAAUUUCGUAUGUUUCUAACAAAUGCUCUUGUCGUUAUGCGAACAUGGGCCGAACAUCAACCGCAAACAGUUGCAAAUGAUCAAAAUGAAGACUGGGAUGCAGAUGAAACAUCUGCAACCAAUGUAACUAUAGAAGAUACGGUGAAAAAAUCUGCUCAUUAUCUGUUUAUUAAUAUUGUCGAUUAUUUACAAUCAGCUGUUAGAUCAGGACAACCUGAUCGUAUGACAGUCGAUGUUGAAUUUGAUAUGUGGAAAUGUAUUGUGACAAAUAAAUGGACAAUGAAUGAAAAGUUUUAUAUUCAUCUUUAUGAUGAACAAAUAUGUUUACCAAUGCGUUUAGUACGUUCACUUUAUAACGAUAUGUAUAAUUUUUAUAUUUCAACUGAAAAAUGGUCAUCAUCCACAAAAAUUCUGUUAAUCAAAUUAGGCUUUAUUUAUUUAUUAAUUUAUGAUAAUGUAUUUCUUGGUUGUAAUCAUAUUCUAUCAGCACAUAAAAUUUUUACUCUUGAUGAUUAUACUGCUUUAACCAAACAUAGUCAAGCAAAUCCAUUGAAUUAUCAAAUAAAAUUAAUUACAUCAAUGAAUACACCAGAAAAAAUGAAAGUAUUCUUAGAUUAUUAUCCUGAUAUUGAUUUAGCUGAACUAAUAGCGGGUAAUAGUGAACUCUAUCAACAACGAGCACCAUUAACAAUACUUGAUAGACUUCUAAAAAUGGAACCAUUUUACUAUGAAACUAUUGAUCAUGUGCCAUUAGUAGAAAUACCGAAUUUUACAUCGACAAAGCCGAAUGUUCGACCAGCCAAUAUGUUAUAUUUAUUUCAGAAACUUAUUUGCAACGGAGCUAAGCUUUCAAUAAAUCUUGACAGUGCUUAUUAUCAAAAUCAUCGUAUUCCAUUUUUUGUUUCUACACUUGGUUUUUAUCUUCUUUCAACAAUUCGCUAUCGUGAUGUAUUUGUAGUUUUAUGCACCGAUUCAGCAAAUAAUAGUGAUAAUGAUAUUUUUGCAAAUUCAUUGACAGCAAUCAAAACCAACGAACAUCUAAGUACAAAAUAUCUUGAUUUAACUAAUAAUAGUUAUAUUUAUUAUCUUAUAAAACGUGCAUCGACAUUUUCUCCCUUGUUUCGUUCAUUUUUUUUCAAUCAUUUAUAUUUAUCCUGUCCAUUAUUACAUAAAAUUGAAUUUUUCAAUGAGAAAAAUUUAACGCAAAAUGUUCGUCUUCGUUCUUUAUAUGAUCAAAUAUUUGAACAGCGUACAUUUCUUACACUUAAACAACGUUGUCGAUUAUUAAUUAAAGAAUCGAUUAACAACUAUCCAAUAGAUAUUAAAAAUUUAAAGCAAAUACCACCGACACUUCAAUAUUAUUUAUCAUUUGAUUUUUUAAAUCCAAAUUUUGUUCAAAUAACAUUAGAUAAAUUAAAUAAAUCUAAUGCACGAAUAAAACCAUCAUUAUUCGAUGAACUACAAUUUCAUGAACACGGUCUUGCGCAAAUUAAUGGACACAAUGAUUGGGAAGAUCAAAUACCGGAAGACAUAGAUUAUGAUAAUGAACAUGAUGAUAAUGAACCAGAUUAUGACGAUCAUGAUGAAGAUGCCGACCUUUUUGACGAAGAAGGACUUUAUUCAGAUAAUGAUGACGAAGAUGAAUGGUGA